AUGGCGACCUACCAGCCUCGAGGCCAGAUGAAUGGGUCGAACUCAAGCUUUGGGUCUAUCAACUCCAAUUCACACUCAAACAGGUUUACUUCAAGCUCUGCCACGUCGAAUUUCAGCUAUGCAGAACAACAGGGCUUAUUCCCUCCGCCGCUACCUCAAACAUUCUCUCCUCCUCCGAUCGAGGCUCCACAACCCACACAGAACAUCAUGAAUCAGCGAGCUGGUGCCGACAGCUCGCUGUACCAGAUUUGCGUUAAUUUAAAGAAAAGGUUGUCGGAUGUUCCGAAUUUUCAGGAGCACAUUCAGGAAAUGAACGAUGAAGAGGCAGAAGAUGGCGACUACAUAGAUCCAGUCACAGCGAUGUGGAACUGCUUAAGAAGGGGUUUUCCACUGAUGACAGUCUUCAACGCUCUCAAACCGGCGGAGUACUUGCGCGUAGAUUCUUCUCGAUAUCCAGAAUCUAAAAUUGGGAAAGCUGCAACGUUCAAAUUCCUGCAGGCCUGCUUGAAUGAACUCAAAUAUACUCCACCCGAAGUUUUCCUUAUCACUGAUCUUUAUGGCGAAGAUACUACUGGUUUCGUAAAGGUCACAAAGUGUGUCAACAAGGUCUUGGAUCUUGUUCAAAGGCGAGGGCUACUCUUGGAGCGUGUGCAUUCUGUAACAGAAUUAGAAGACGAUGUGCCUCGAGCAAAGACGCAUCGCCAAAAGAUUGUCGAGGAGAUUGUCAAGACUGAACGCGACUACGUCCAGCACCUGGAGACCUUACAGCAAUUCAAGAACGAGGUGGAGCAAAGUUCAACCAUCGCUGGUGAUGCAGCACACGACAUUUUCCUUAACCUGAAUGCUCUCCUUGAUUUCCAACGGCGAUUUCUCAUUCGGAUCGAGCAACAAAAUUGCUUACCAGAAGUUCAGCAAGACUGGGGCAAAUUGUUCUACCAUUACAAAGACUCUUUUCGAGUGUAUGAGCCCUUCAUUGCCAACCAAACUCGUUGCCAGGAGGCCAUUGAGAAGCAGUGGGAUAAAUUUUCUCACGCUCCACUGUCACCGGAUAUCAAAGGACUGGUCGACAAUCAAACAACCCUUCUAAGCUUUUUAUUGAAGCCUUUUCAAAGACUCUGCAGAUAUCCUUUACUUCUGGAGCAGCUCCGUGACAAGGGUGGGCUUGAAGAGACACGUUGCAGGAAUCUUGACGAUGGGAUUAGUGCAGCAACUUCGAUCUUAAAUCGUGCUAACGAAGCAGUGAGCAGAGAGCAGCGAUUAGAUGCGGUGCGCGACCUACAGGAGCGUGUGGAUGAUUGGAAGGGCCAUCGAAUCGACCAUUUUGGUGAUCUAUUGCUUUAUGGCGCCUACACCGUGGUCAAGGGCGAAGGAAGUAAAGAGGUGGAACGCGAGUACAAGGUCUACCUCUUCGAGAAAAUACUUCUUUGCUGCAAAGAGUUCAAUCUGAGUAAACAAAAGAACAAGAUGCUCGGCAAUAGCAAGACACUGGUCGACAAGAGGGGAAAGCCAAAACUCCAGCUUAAAGGUCGCAUCUUUAUGCAGAACGUAACGGACGUCUUGACCAUAUCCAAAGCGGAUAAAGGUUCUUACACUAUUCAGAUCUUCUGGAAGGGCGAUCCUGGCGUUGAAAACUUUGUUAUACGUUUCCUAGAUGACAAAACCAUGAAAGACUGGCAAGAGAGCAUCCGCAAACAGAAAGAUGCUCUGAGCGAUACUUCAAGAAGAUCGCGCGAAAAUGGCCCGUCUUCAACGUCUUUCAGGUGGCAAGACGACCAGCCUAAGCCAGAAAACCCCUAUCGCGAAGAAGAUGGGGAUGAAGAUGACCAUAGUAGCCAAGCGACCCUUGUUCAGUCCAGAUCAGGAAUUUCAAGCAGCCGCAACGCAUCAAAUACAAGUCUGCGCUCGAUGGGCACACUGCAAGGAUUCAAUCGCACUGGACAUCCUAGAUUCACUCCUGAGCAGGGCAGCAGUCAUCACAAUCCACCACUCAGUGUUAAUACAAAUGUCGCGCCGAACGCUCCCUCCCCGGGAGACUUUGGGGGUCAAUCUUAUUUCUCACCUUCAAAUGACUCUCCGAAUUCACAGCGAUCAAGCUCACAAGCUAGCAUGUAUGGUUUUCCAAGGCAGCCUGCGCCUCCGGCUGGCUGGUCGUAUGAGAACGGCAAGCACAGGACUGCACCUGCUAUGCCUCGAGCACCGUCUCGAGAGGGUUCUGCUCGUCCUUCCAUACCCGGCUUAGGGCCUCAGCAUGCACAAGCACAAAUAGCGCAAUCUCAAAGUCGUCUACGUUCCGCUAGUACGCCGGAUAUCAAUGGCCCAGGAUCAAGGCGGGCACCGAAUGCACAAUUGCAACCCCCACCUGAGUAUGGUCCUGUGCCGCCCAUACCGAACAAUAUUCGAAUGCCAGUCAAUCGCAGUCAGACUGCCUCGCCGCUUGAUGCACAUCUGGCAAUUAGAAGUGUUGGGCAUUCCCCCGCGACACCACAAGGGAUGUACGACAAUCAGAGCCAGCGCUCGCAUCGGCGCUUAGAAAACGAACCCUCUGCCCCAGUCAUACAUGAACCUGCAAACCCUCCAACCUCACACCCUGGACUCGGUUCGGGUCGCGAAAGUCUCUAUCCUACACAGCUGAAAGUCAAGGUCCUUUUUGACCCGCCGCCUAGCCACAUUACCAUAGUUGUACCAAUCACCAUCAAAUACCGCACACUUGUCGACCGCAUCGAUUCUAAAAUGGCCCGAGUUUCAUCAGCGUCGAUUGCCAAGGGGACGGCUCGGUUAAGAUACAAAGAUCAGGAAGAGGAUCUUGUGGCUAUCAAUUAUGACGAGGAUGUAGGGGAAGCAAUUGAGGAGUGGGGUGCUAUCCAUGAACACAGACUGCGUCAAGGCAUCACCGACGACUUCGAGCUAUUUUGGCAAGAAAAGUGA
Molecule: messenger RNA, 2925 nt
Organism: Bacidia gigantensis
Lineage: Eukaryota; Fungi; Ascomycota; Lecanoromycetes; Lecanorales; Ramalinaceae
Exons: 3
Coding region: 1-2925 (974 amino acids)
Biological process (GO): establishment of cell polarity; septin ring organization
Cellular component (GO): nucleus; mating projection tip; cytoplasm
Molecular function (GO): protein binding; guanyl-nucleotide exchange factor activity
Source: RefSeq, a predicted model, not a curated record